AUGAAAUUCGCGCUGCUGCUCCUGACCGCGUGCGCGAUGUUCGCUCGCGCGGAUCGCGACCGUCUCCCCUUGCUGCCGCUCCACCUGUCGGGCAAGCGGCUGAGCAAGCCGGCUGGCCCCCGGAUCCCAAAGGCGGCGGUAGGCCAGGCGGUGCUCUGCACAUUAGCGGUGCAGAAUGCGUGCCAGAUGCUCUCGAUGCGAUACUCGCGGCUGCCGGACCAGCCAAAGUACCUCGCUUCGACGGCGGUGCUCCUGGCUGAGGUCGUGAAGAUCCUCGUCUCCGUGGCGGUCGCAUACCAGCUGAAGCUGCUCACGACAGCCUUCUUCACGGCGCGCGCGGCCUCCGCCGCACCCGCGCCAGACGUGACGCUGCUGAAGCGCCACAUCUCCCUCCGCCGCUGGGUGGCGCUGGGGAUUCUCUUCCUCGGCGGGCCCCUCUCCUCGACCAGCCCGAUCCGCGGCAUGGCGGCCGUCACGUCGGCGUGCUUCCUCUCUGGCCUCGCCGGCGUGUGGCUGGAGAGGAUCGUCCCGAUCUGGCUGCGGAAUGUGCAGCUCGGCUCGCUGUCGCUGCUCAUCGGCGCCUGCCAGAUCGCGUGGCUCGACGGCGGCGCCAUCCGCGCGGGCGCCUCCCUGCCGGGCCUCCACUCCGCACACACCUCCCGGACCGCCUCGAGCGCAGCGCCGGGCGGGCACCUCUCGGCUGCCCUCCCGGUCUCGCUCGGCGGCCUGCUUGUCGCGCUGGUGAUGAAGUACGCCGACAAUGUCGUCAAGGGCUUCGCUACGUCGCUCUCGAUCGUCAUCUCUUCGGUCGUCUCUCUCUUCAUCCCGUCCUUCAACUUCUCCCUCCGCCCAACCUUCCUCGCCGGCUCCACACUCGUCAUCGCCGCGACCAUCCUCUACUCGACCAUCCCCGCGAGCCCGAAGGGGGCGGCAAAGGCACCGACGCCGCUGCACGAGCUGAGCGCCUCCGAGUACGAGCGGCAGCUGUGA
Messenger RNA from Emiliania huxleyi CCMP1516, 990 nucleotides. RefSeq lists its product as hypothetical. Lineage: Eukaryota; Haptophyta; Isochrysidales; Noelaerhabdaceae. Gene Ontology annotation, cellular component: Golgi membrane. The coding region runs from base 1 to 990 and encodes 329 amino acids. Gene Ontology annotation, biological process: pyrimidine nucleotide-sugar transmembrane transport. The record is from RefSeq and is a predicted model, not a curated record. Gene Ontology annotation, molecular function: UDP-galactose transmembrane transporter activity. The transcript has 9 exons.